ACUUAGCCAUUGCUGCCGCCGUGCAACGUUCUCAACCACUCAAGCCCACCGCACAAGGCCUGAGCCUGUUGCAGUUCACAAUCCGAGUGAACAAGUCCCACCAACACGAUCCAAAAGACCUGGAGACCUUCAUCAUUGACCAUGCUCAACAUCGAGCUGCCUGAACACGAGACCGUCAAGGCCGAUAGCGGGUCUCCAUCGUCUCCGUCCCAUACCCCACAAGCCGAUGGAGACCAGGACUUCACCGCGUUUCUGGAGAUCGGAUCGCCCUACGGCUUCAAGCACGACGUGCACAUCCACUACAACUUCCAGGAAGCAAGAUUCGAGGGGAUCCCGGACAACUUUGCCGACUAUUUGGUCUCCGGAGCCUCGGAACGAGGUCGUGCAGACACUAUCUGCUCCAUGGACACGUCGGUGUCCCAAGACUUGAAGGGCAUUCGUCGGUCCAAGCGGACACGUACAAGCUCUGCCCCUAUCGGUCGUAUGAGCUUGUCCAGUAUGAUCGCGAGUAUGGACCCGAUCAACAGCAACGACCCCGUGCGGAUAAUGAACCAGCACUUCAAACUACCAUUCCGACAAGUUCCACGGGUGGCUGUUCCUGGGUACGAGGAGAGAGUCCCCGCCGUGCUGGUCAUGCUGCAACAGCACUUCGUUGCUAAACGAGGGUACAUGACUCCUCACAUCUUUCGUGAGUCACCCAGUAAGGACGAACGAGAUCAAGCUAUGCUCGAUAUCAACUGCGGAGCUUUCCGAGGAGGGAAGCACGACGUUCGGGUGCUGGCCGACCUCAUCAAGCUCUGGUUCCGUGAACUACCAGUGCCUAUUUUGCAUGAAAUACCUGCAGGCGAGAUGGAACGCUUAGCGUCGGCUGAGAAUGUUGAAGUCGAAGUGUUGAGCCUCUUAGGAGAUCUGGAGUGCAGCAUCGUGCUGUGGUUAGCAGACUUGCUGGCGUAUGUAGCCGAAUAUCAACCGCACAACCACAUGGGUGUAGAUCAACUAGCCAUUGUCAUCGCACCAAACCUCGUGCGUCUUGAGACGGAGAACCCCAUGGUUGCUGUAGCGCUCUCCAAAGCCGCCGUCGAUCUCUUCCGAAGUGUCCUACGAGCUCGAUUCCAGCGUCGUCUAGAGUUGAAGGCCACUAGAGUCAUCGAGGACGAGGACUAAGACGACCAAGUCGACUCCCAUGUCUAUGAUCCUCAAGCGAAUCCUGAUAGCUUACAUCUAUGUAUUAGCUCAAGCGAGCAAAGUAGCGACUGCAUGUAGCCGAUGAUCAUAAUCUAGUGUGAAAUUUGUCUUUGAGUUUUGGCAA
This is a messenger RNA of Phytophthora nicotianae INRA-310, 1309 nucleotides long. RefSeq lists its product as hypothetical. The record is from RefSeq and is a predicted model, not a curated record. Gene Ontology annotation, molecular function: GTPase activator activity. Bases 142 to 1164 code for a protein of 340 amino acids. The transcript has 2 exons. Lineage: Eukaryota; Oomycota; Peronosporomycetes; Peronosporales; Peronosporaceae. Gene Ontology annotation, biological process: signal transduction.